Molecule: messenger RNA, 1665 nt
Organism: Exophiala bonariae
Lineage: Eukaryota; Fungi; Ascomycota; Eurotiomycetes; Chaetothyriales; Herpotrichiellaceae
Exons: 1
Coding region: 1-1665 (554 amino acids)
Biological process (GO): secondary metabolic process
Molecular function (GO): CoA-ligase activity
Source: RefSeq, a predicted model, not a curated record
AUGGUUCACAAAUCGACGUUUCGAGAUAUCGAGAUCCCAGAAUGCAACAUUCUCUCAUACCUCUUUCCCAAAGACAAAACACCCUCGACGAGGCCUCUGUGGAUAGAUGCAAGAUCUCCCGAGAAGAGUCUCUCGCCUGCCAGCCUACUGUUAUGGGUUCAGAGAUGUGCACUCGGACUCGACCGUCUGGGCAUACCAACUAACGAGGCAAUUAUGGUGUUCACGCCCAAUCAUAUUUUCGUGCCGGUGGUGUAUCUCGCAGCCGCGGGUUCAAAGAGAUACUAUACUGGCGCAAACCCGACUUAUACGGUCGACGAGCUUGCAUUCCAGAUAUCGACUGUGAAACCGGCGGUUGUGCUCAUUCAUCCUAGUCUAUUCAAGACGGGACAUGCAGCGCUGAAGAAAACCAACUUGAGUCAUCGCACUCAAGUGUUUCUGUUUGACGAUAGUGAUUGUGCAGAAGAAGAAGGUGUUCGAGAUUGGAAGACUUUCCUUGCUUCCAAGCAAGACGCCGCCUCUUGGAGAUGGGAUGAUCUUGGUCAUGAUGCCAGAACUCAAAUAGCGACGAUCAACUUCUCCAGCGGCACGACUGGCCUCCCUAAAGGUGUCUGCAUCAGCCAUCACAACAUCGUGUCUAACACGUCUCAGACCAUCAACGUCAAGUAUUCACAAAAGAGAGACGAGAGGAACCAUUCAGCCGAGAAAUGGCUCGCAUUCCUCCCUUUGUACCACGCUUUCUCACAACUAUUCACCAUUAACAUCGCAUGCCGCCUCGGCGUGACCGUGUACAUCAUGCAGAAAUUCUCCUUGCUGGACUUUCUCUACAAUAUCCAACGCUAUCAAAUCACCACGAUCCAGGCUGUCCCACCAAUCAUGAAUAUGCUAGCGAAGCGACCGGAGACAGCGCGCUACGACAUCAGCAACGUGCGCAAUAUUAUGGUCGGCGCGGCUCCGUUGUCCAUCCAACUCGGGAACGAACUUACUACUCGAUUCGACUUCUGCAUCGCGCGCGGCUGGGGCAUGACGGAGACGACGUGUGUGGGGAUUCUAAUGCCCGACGACAUGAGUAACUGCGAUGGCACGUCUGGGUAUCUGCUACCCAAUACCGAAGCGAAACUUGUAGACGAGGAUGGAUGCGAGGUGGCCGAUGCGCCUGGAGAGCUCUGGAUCCGUGGUCCGCAGACGAUGCUCGGGUAUUGGAACAACAACAGCGCGACUCGCGAGACCGUCACGUCCGACGGAUGGGUCAAGACCGGCGACAUCGUGACGGUCAAAAACAACAUGUUCUGGGUCGUCGACCGCAAGAAAGAACUCAUCAAGGUCAAUGGCCUGCAAGUCGCACCUGCGGAGCUUGAAGCUCUGCUGCUACACCACGAACAGAUCGCCGAUGCGGCGGUUGUGGGUCUCGUGACCGCUGAUGGAGAUGAAUUUCCGCGUGCUUAUGUCGUGCCGCGUCCGGGGCUGAAGCCCGAGGAGCAGCUGACGGAACAGGAUGUACAGAGCUAUGUGGCGCGGAACGUCGCGAAGCAUAAGCGGUUGACGGGCGGGGUGAGGUUUGAGACAGUGAUUCCAACGCUGCCGAGUGGGAAGAUCAUGAGGAGUGUGGUGAGGCAGUGGGCGAAGCAGGAUGCAAAGGCGUUCGGGCCCAGGAGGUCACUGCUUUGA